CAUAUUCCAAUCCUUUUAUUUUCACGGAUUAAUAAACUUUUUUCUAGAAAAAAUGUCAACAAAUUCUCUUUCAACAGUUAUUUACACGCGUUCUCCUCCUUCGUUAAAGAUUCUAAAUCAACUUUUACUUCCACACAAAACAGUAUAUGAAUCAAUAACAAGUGCUCAAGAAGGUUAUGAACAAAUUAAACAGAUGAAAGUUCGUGGUGCACCAGCUAUAGGAAUAGUAGCGGCUUUAUCAUUAGCAGUAGAUCUUCUUUUACAAUAUUCAAAUCCGACUUGUCCAAUGUUUAAGGAUCAAGAAUCUUUAAAGGGUUACGUUAAAUCUUCUCUUGACCAUUUAAAGUCUUCUCGACCAACAGCAGUUAAUUUAUUUCGUGCCUCAGAUAUUUUAUGGAACAUCACAGAAAAAGAAAAUGACGUUAAAAUUAUUAUUGAGAAAAUAGUUAAAGAAGCCGAGAAAAUGUUAAUUGAUGAUAUACAAGAUAAUAAAAACAUUGGAAAAUUUGGAGCAGAAUUUAUCGCAAAAGAAAGUCAAAUUGAAAAAUUUAGCGUUGUUACUCAUUGCAAUACUGGAUCUUUAGCAACAGCAGGGUAUGGAACAGCACUUGGAAUUAUUCGGUCUUUAUAUUCUCAGAAUAAGCUUUCUCACGCUUAUUUCACAGAAACUCGUCCAUAUAAUCAGGGGGCCAGGUUGACCGCUUAUGAAUUAAUUCACGAUAAGAUAACAAGCACUUUAAUCUGUGAUUCAAUGGUUUCUGCUCUUUUAUCUUUAAAUAAAGAUAAUAUUGAAGCUAUAAUUGUUGGAGCUGAUAGAGUAGCUUCAAAUGGAGAUACCGCAAAUAAAAUUGGCACUUAUCAGUUGGCUAUCACUGCAAAAUACCAUAAUAAAAUGUUUAUAGUUGCUGCUCCAAGUACAAGUAUUGAUCUUAAUAUUAAAAGUGGAAAAGAUAUAAUUAUUGAAGAAAGAGACGGUAAUGAGAUUAUUUAUGUGAAAGGGAUUGUUGAAAAUGAGUUAGAAAUUAAAAAAGUAAGAUUGCCUCCAGAAGGUGUUAAAGUAUGGAAUCCAAGUUUUGAUGUUACACCUGCUGAAUUAAUUACUGCUAUAGUUACUGAAAAAGGUGUUUUCAUGAAAGAUAAUGAAACUAAUGAAUUUAAUUUAUCAGAGCUUUUAAAAUAAUUUUAAAUAUUUAAAAUUAUAAUUAUUUUUUUUUUUAAAAAAAAAAAU
Rhizophagus irregularis DAOM 181602=DAOM 197198 is the source of this 1228-nucleotide messenger RNA. RefSeq lists its product as uncharacterized. NCBI's taxonomy places the organism in Eukaryota, Fungi, Glomeromycota, Glomeromycetes, Glomerales, Glomeraceae. The record is from RefSeq and is a predicted model, not a curated record. Gene Ontology annotation, molecular function: S-methyl-5-thioribose-1-phosphate isomerase activity.